GAAGGCGACAGAGACUUCAGCUAUCAGGCCAGCAAAGUAGCAGCAUGGUGCUCCCCUUAUUCAUCGUCGGCACAGUGGGCGCGGGCGCAGCCACCGGCUACGGCAUGUACCAGGCCGGCACGGCGCUGGCGCUGCCCGCGUCGGUCAACGAGGCCCCGCCGAAAACCGCGAGCAGCCUCGCGGCUGGCGGAAUCACUGCGGUGGCCGCGUACUCGGCGCAGGGGCGAGUGCUUAACCGCUACCUAGCGCACCUGCUGACGUACGAGGUGCCCAAGAACGUGACGGCCUGGGGCUUCCGCGACUUUAUGCGCAUCGCGGGGCCGCUGGUGGCGCCGCGAGCUGUCAUGUUCUCGACGUCGGUGGCGCUCAUGGGCUUCGUCUCGACCAAGGUGGACUUAUCAGGGGACCGGAAGUAGCGGAGGGAGUGGCGUAAUACAGCGGAGGAAGGCUGCUCUACCCGCCCUCGUGUGGGUGGGCAGCUCUUUAUCUGAAGUUGUGGGGUGAAGAGCCCCU
Molecule: messenger RNA, 513 nt
Organism: Phytophthora sojae
Lineage: Eukaryota; Oomycota; Peronosporomycetes; Peronosporales; Peronosporaceae
Exons: 1
Coding region: 45-416 (123 amino acids)
Source: RefSeq, a predicted model, not a curated record